Lepus europaeus (European hare) is the source of this 7007-nucleotide messenger RNA. It is a transcript of the gene ATP10D, whose product is annotated as ATPase phospholipid transporting 10D (putative). The coding region runs from base 284 to 4555 and encodes 1423 amino acids. Gene Ontology annotation, molecular function: ATP binding; magnesium ion binding; ATPase-coupled intramembrane lipid carrier activity. The transcript has 24 exons. Gene Ontology annotation, cellular component: plasma membrane. The record is from RefSeq and is a predicted model, not a curated record. Gene Ontology annotation, biological process: phospholipid translocation. Lineage: Eukaryota; Metazoa; Chordata; Mammalia; Lagomorpha; Leporidae.
GAGCCCAAAGGAGGAGAGGGAGAAGUAGGUCGAGGCUCUGCCCAGGCGCCGGCGCCGGUUCCGGCCACUGGAGUUUGGGAGCUGUUUGAGAAGUGAUUUCUUUUUUUUUUUUUUUUUCUUCCCAAAGCCGAACGGCUGGCCUGGAAGCAUAGCCCGCCCCCAGUGUCCGGAUUCGUGCUGGGUUCUUUUCUUGCACCCUUGAGACUCGCGGUCGUCAUGCUGUGAUGUGUGCCCGGGGAGGAACUGAUCACCCACACAAGCUGGAUCUCUCUGUGUUCUGGACAUGACUGAAGCUCUUCAAUGGGCCAGAUACCACUGGCAGCGGCUGAUGGGAGGCAGAACCAGGGAUGACAAUGAGAGGCCAUACAACUACUCCUCACUGCUUGCCUGCAGAGGCAAGUCGUCGCACACCCCCAAACUGGCAGGAAAGCACCGGGUGGUUGUUCCCCACCUCCGGCCCUUCAAAGAGGAGUAUGAGAAGUUCUCGGGCACCUACGUGAAUAACCGAAUACGGACUACCAAGUACACACUGCUGAAUUUUGUACCAAGAAAUUUAUUUGAACAAUUUCACAGGGCUGCCAACUUAUACUUCCUGUUCUUAGUUGUCCUGAACUGGGUGCCUUUGGUAGAAGCCUUCCAAAAGGAAAUUACCAUGCUGCCUCUGGUGGUGGUCCUUACAAUCAUUGCAAUUAAAGAUGGCUUGGAAGAUUACAGGAAAUACAAAAUUGACAAACAGAUCAACAAUUUAGUAACUAAAGUUUACAGCCGAAAAGAGAAAAAAUACAUUGACCACUGUUGGAAAGAUGUCACUGUUGGAGACUUCAUUCGCCUUUCCUGCAACGAGAUCAUUCCUGCAGAUAUGGUUUUACUCUUUUCCACUGAUCCUGAUGGAAUCUGUCACAUUGAGACUUCUGGUCUGGACGGAGAGAGCAAUUUGAAACAGAGGCAGGUGGUUCGGGGAUAUGCAGAUCAGGAAUCUGAAGUUGAUCCUGAGAAGUUCGCCAGCAGAAUAGAGUGUGAAAGUCCAAACAAUGACCUCAGCAGAUUCCGAGGCUUCCUAGAACAUUCCAACAAAGAGCGUGUGGGUCUCAGUAAAGAAAACUUGUUGCUUAGAGGAUGCACCAUUAGAAACACAGAGGCUGUGGUGGGCAUUGUGGUUUAUGCAGGUCAUGAAACCAAAGCAAUGCUUAACAACAGUGGGCCACGAUACAAGCGCAGUAAAUUAGAAAGAAGAGCAAAUACUGAUGUCCUCUGGUGUGUCCUGCUUCUGGUUAUAAUGUGUUUAACUGGUGCAUUGGGUCAUGGAAUCUGGUUGAGCAAAUAUGAAGACAUACUCUUUUUUAACAUUCCUGAGCCUGACGGAAAUAUCAUAUCACCAGUGCUGGCAGGAUUCUAUAUGUUUUGGACCAUGAUAAUUUUGUUACAGGUCUUGAUUCCCAUUUCUCUGUAUGUUUCCAUUGAAAUCGUGAAACUUGGGCAAAUAUAUUUUAUUCAAAGUGAUGUGGAUUUCUAUAACGAGAAAAUGGAUUCUACUGUUCAGUGCCGAGCCCUGAACAUCACCGAGGAUCUUGGACAAAUUCAAUACCUUUUUUCUGAUAAGACUGGAACCCUCACCGAGAAUAAGAUGGUUUUUCGAAGAUGUAGUGUGGCAGGAUUUGAUUAUUGCCAUGAAGAAAAUGCCAAAAGAUUAGAGUCUUAUCAGGAAGCUGUCUCUGAAGAUGAAGAUUUCACAGACAACCUCAGCAACUCCCUCAGCAAUAUGGCGAAAAAGAGAGCCCACAGCUGCAGGACAGCUCAUAAUGGGCCUUUGGGAAACAAACCCUCCAAUCAUCUAGCCGGAAGCUCUUGUGCUCUAGGAAGCAGAGAAGGAGACAGUGAAAUGCCUCAUUCCAGACAGGCUGCUUUCAGUAGCCCCAUUGAAACAGAUGUGGUCCCAGAUACCAGACUUUUGGACAAGUUUAGUCAGAUUACACCUCAGCUCUUUACUCCACCAGAUGAGACCACCCACAAUCCACCUCUGGAGACCUUGUACAUCAUGGACUUCUUUAUUGCAUUGGCUAUUUGCAACACAGUUGUGGUUUCUGCUCCUAAUCAACCACGACAAAAGAUCCGCCUCUCUUCCCUGAGUGGAAUGCCCAUUAAGUCCUUGGAAGAGAUUAAAAAUCUUUUCCAGAAAUUGUCCGUCCGAAGAUCCAGUUCACCAUCCCUGGCCAGUGGGAAGGAGUCAUCUUCUGGACUUCCACACGCCUUUGUGAGCAGACUGUCUCUGUUUAGUCGGGUGAAAACCGCUUCACCCGUGGAAGAAGAAAUCUCCCAGAUCAGCGAGAGCACCCAGAGCUCCUGUGACUCAGCCUGUGGCAGAGAAACGGAGAAAGAAGACGGUGACACAGGCCUCAGCAAUGGCGAGGUGGAAUCCCUCCCUGGACAGCCCCUGGCUUCCGACCUGUGUUACGAGGCAGAGAGCCCAGAUGAAGCAGCCUUGGUGUACGCGGCCAGGGCUUACCGAUGCACUUUGCAAUCGCGGACCCCAGAGCAGGUCAUGGUGGACUUUGCUGCUUUGGGAUCAUUAACAUUUCAACUCCUGCACAUCCUGCCCUUCGACUCCGUGAGAAAAAGAAUGUCUGUCGUGGUGCGGCACCCACUUUCCAACCAAGUUGUGGUGUACACCAAGGGUGCGGAUUCUGUAAUCAUGGAGCUGCUCUCAAGGGGGUCCCCAGAUGGGGCAACUACAGAAGAACAACAGAUGCUAAUAAGGGAGAAAACUCAGAAGCACUUGGAUGACUACGCCAAACGAGGACUGCGCACCUUGUGUAUAGCCAAGAAGGUCAUGAGUGACAGUGAAUAUGCGGAGUGGCUGAGGAAUCAUUUUUUAGCUGAAACCAGCAUCGACAACAGAGAAGAGCUACUUACUGAAUCAGCCAUGAGGUUGGAGAACAAACUAACAUUGCUUGGUGCUACUGGAAUCGAAGACCGUCUGCAGGAGGGCGUUCCCGAGUCUAUAGAAGCCCUUCACACAGCAGGCAUCAAAAUCUGGAUGCUCACGGGGGACAAGCAGGAGACAGCUGUCAACAUAGCCUACGCCUGCAAACUGCUGGACGCAGAGGACAAGCUCUUCUUCCUCGAUACCCAAACUAAAGAUGCCUGUGAGAUGCUGAUGAGCACAAUUCUGAACGAACUUCAGAAGAAGGAUGCAGUCCGUCCAGAGCGCGCAGCGUUGAGUGAGCGUCUACAGCAGCCUCCUGGCCCCCAGCACUCAGCAUCACGGGCUGCACUCAUUAUCACUGGGAAAACCCUGGAGUUUGCCCUGCAGGAGAGCCUUCAAAGGCAGUUCCUGGAGCUGACUGCAUGGUGUCAGGCUGUGGUCUGCUGCCGAGCCACACCCCUGCAGAAGAGUGAGGUGGUGAAAUUGGUGCGCAGCCGUCUCCAGGUGAUGACCCUGGCUAUUGGUGACGGUGCCAAUGAUGUUAGCAUGAUACAAGUGGCAGACAUUGGGAUAGGGGUCUCAGGUCAAGAAGGUAUGCAGGCGGUGAUGGCCAGUGACUUUGCUAUUUCUCAGUUCAGACAUCUCAGCAAGCUCCUUCUUGUCCAUGGGCACUGGUGUUACACUCGACUUUCCAACAUGAUUCUCUAUUUUUUCUACAAGAACGUGGCCUAUGUGAACCUCCUUUUCUGGUACCAGUUCUUUUGUGGGUUUUCAGGAACAUCCAUGACUGACUAUUGGGUUUUGAUCUUCUUUAACCUCCUCUUCACAUCUGCCCCGCCCGUCAUUUAUGGUAUUUUGGAGAAAGAUGUUUCUGCAGAGACCCUCAUGCAGCUGCCUGAACUUUAUCAGAGUGGUCAGAAGUCAGAGGCAUAUUUACCCCUCACCUUCUGGAUAACCUUGUUGGAUGCCUUUUACCAAAGCCUGGUCUGCUUCUUUGUGCCUUAUUUUACCUACCAGGGCUCAGACAUUGACAUUUUCACAUUUGGAAACCCCCUGAACACAGCUGCUCUGCUCAUCAUACUUCUCCACCUGGUCAUUGAAAGCAAGAGUUUGACCUGGAUCCACCUGCUGGUCAUUGUUGGUAGCAUCCUGUCUUAUUUUUUCUUCACCUUGGCUUUUGGAGCCAUGUGUGUAACCUGCAACCCCCCCUCCAACCCUUACUGGAUUAUGCAGAAGCACAUGCUGGACCCAGUGUUUUACUUGGUUUGUGUCCUCACAACCUGCAUUGCUCUUCUGCCCAGGUUUGCAUACCGAGUUCUUCAAGGAUCCCUGUUUCCAUCUCCAAUUCUGAGGGCUAAGCACUUGGACAAACUGACUCCAGAGGAGAGGACCAAAGCUCUCAAAGAGUGGAGAGGGGCUAGACGAAUGGACCAAGGGACACCUGGGAGUGCUGACCAAUCAGCUGGCAAGUCAGCAAGAACACCCACUUCUACCCCUUGCACUAUAUUGACAUUGAAGACAGCAGCUUCUAGCACUGUGGAGCAAGGAAGCUUACCUGUAUGUGAAACAGCAGUCGAUGUAGGCUGCUCAGGACCUAAGCCCUCAGAGACGGACCAAACCUCAAGAUGUUGAGAAAGCAGGAUACCUUCCCUGGAGUUACAAGUUUUCUUUCAAGUUUUGGAAGUCUGAAGAAACCCCUCCACCAAAUAGGAAUGACUUGUGUUUUUGUAAAGGACGUGAGCAUCUUAUGGGGCUUGGAAAAUUUAAUGUGUAAAAGGGGGAUGGGCGUUUCACCUGGACAGAGUUUCGGGAAGUAAAGUAUGUAAUUCAGAAUCAAAUGCUUUUAUGGAACUUUUUGGAUUUUGUAAAAGCAUUUUAACUGUCUUAGACAUGAGAACAUUUUCAAAGGGAUCCAUUUGAGAUGUAUUUAUUUUACUGAGUGCACUCAUAUUCUUGGGAAAGGCAUUAAAUGAACUCAAUGAAUUUUCUUAAAAGUCACUUUUAGAUUGGUUAGGACACAGAGGAGAUGUGCAUGUGGAGCAAGGUAAAGUGGUGAAUUUACUGAUAAGUUCACAAGAACCUUUACGGCAUUUCUAAAGUAGGGUAAUAAUUGCACUGAUUAAAAUAGCAAUUAGUAAUAGCUUUUAACUUCCUACGGGAAGAUGCCGCUGUCUUUCACUGAAUGACAGGCCUGCUUCUCUGCUUGUUUCUGUGUCUUCCUGACUGGUGGAGCCUUCCCUGGAAAGGGCAGGAGAGAUGUGAGGGUUCCAUCUGGUACAAGGAGCGUGUUCUCUGAGCUUCCAGAUGAGAGAAAACCUAAGAGGUCUGCCUCUGCAGAUGCCAUCAGCUGAACCUAGAGUUCACUUGGCAAUUUUCUGUAUUCUAAAAUGGACAGUCUGAUCAACUGAGACCACGGAUUUCAGAAUACUCUUCCUGAGCGCUCAGCAUCUUCAGAACCAGAAAAAUGGCCGGUGUUAGUGUCUCCAAAUCCUGAGAGAAGAAUUGAGACUGAUACAGGUUGGUCUCAGGUUUCGGUAAGGUUAUUAGACAACUUUGUUUCUAAGACAUUGGAGGACAGGAAUAUCUACAGGUUUGCCGCUGUUGCAAAUCAUUUAUGCUGGCUUUUAGCUGGGGGACAGAGAAACUGGUCUGUACCAAGUAAGAAGGCUAUGUGCUAUUACAGAAUUUUGUAAUUUUGUUAAAGUUCUGUCUCUAUUCAUUGGAAGUGUGUCAGUCACCCAUCUCCCAAGGUGCCUCCAUAAAUUUCCAUGUGGAUGUCGUUUGUCUACAUCAAGGUCUUGUUCAUGACUAUAUUCUCAGGGCGUAAUCUUCUGCUUGCUGUCUACUCUCCUGGUAAUCCUGGUAAGAUGUUUUUAAUAGCCUUCUGAUACUGCAAACAAUCUAUAUAGUCAUUUCUACAGCUUUCAAAAUCCCACAUGACUGAGGGAAGUUGCUUUCUGCUUCCUUAUGAUUUUUUUAAAAUAAACUGUUUAUUAAAUAUGUAUUGAAAAACUGUCAUCAUUCCUGUAAACACUGAAUCCAACUGUAAUUUGCACCAGAACUUAAAAGUCCCAUGGCAUAUCUUUUAUCAAAAUAUUGUAUUGGGAAAUUUAUUGAUGUUAUGUCAUAUCUCCCUCAAAGCAGCUGGCAUUUAUCCCAAGAUCAUCAUCUGGUAAGUAGAGAGAAAGAUUCAUCUGUUAAUAAAAAUGGCUACCAUCUAAGGAGUUAAAAAGGCUAAGCAGAAAAAUCAGUUGUUUAAGCAAUAUAGUCUGCAUAAAAGAGAAAUUUCCUAAGGUGUACUAGAACAUGGAAGGUGAUUUUUUUUUAAAAAGCUUUACUUAAAAGGCAAAGCCACACAGAGUUGGGGAGAGGACUCUUCUGUCUGCUGGUUCACUCCCCAAAUGGCCAAAACAGCCAGAUCAAAGUCAAGAGUUUCAUUCUGAUCUCCCACAUAGGUGUCAGGGACCCCAGGAAGCUGAUGUAUAAGCAGAGUAGCCGGGACUUGAAUCAACCCUCCGAAAUGGAUGCCAGCAUUGCAAGCACCGGUCCAAAAAAAGUAGAAAGAUCUAAAGAUGAAGUUCAAGGUCCUGGUGAAAGGUCUGAAGUGAGAAACCUAGAGAACCAGGCAAGCCAGGGAAAGAGGAAGAAAGAAGGAACUUGAUGGACUGAGAUAACUGGAGAAGUUCAGAGACGUUGGCAAAACUCUUGUUGCACUGAAGAGCUGUUAGAAAUCAAGACGUGGGUGAAAUGACAGGAUUAAAACUGGUGUGAGGAGCUGGGAAGACCAUUUGUCUUGGAUGUUUACUAAGGAAGAAUUCUGUGCUGCUCACCACCACUGGUUGUGUGCCAUCCUAGGAAGUUUAUUCUUAAAUUUUGAAAGGCAGGAAAAUGGCUUAUUAAAUUACUACUAAAAAAAUCGGUCUUUCUUCCUUAGAACUUUUGAAGUUUAAUUGUUAUUUGGGGAUUUGGGACUUAUCUGGUCAACUUAGUAGCUCAUGUUUCUAAUUUCCAUUUGGGAGUUUUAAGUAUUUCUUUGUGGAAGGGCAAAACAAAUUCGUCCUUUUUUCCACCAAUAUAAUUACAA